Molecule: messenger RNA, 6852 nt
Organism: Leishmania mexicana MHOM/GT/2001/U1103
Lineage: Eukaryota; Euglenozoa; Kinetoplastea; Trypanosomatida; Trypanosomatidae
Exons: 1
Coding region: 1-6852 (2283 amino acids)
Biological process (GO): positive regulation of autophagy; negative regulation of TORC1 signaling
Cellular component (GO): GATOR1 complex
Molecular function (GO): GTPase activator activity
Source: RefSeq, a predicted model, not a curated record
AUGCUGGGCAGCUCCAGCUUAACGAGCAUCUCAUCACCGAUCGGCGUGCCGAACACGACUGCUGGCGCUUGCAGCGGAGCCGCGGGUGGGGCUGGCGUCGCGUCUGGCAGUGGCGCGGCCGGGGCCGGUGGGUCGUGCUUCCUCAUGCACCCCUCUGGUGGCUGGAUAUGCCGCGCGAUGGCGUUUAACGAGAAAGAGGUGAGCCACGCGAAUGGUGCCAUCAGCGUCAACCAGUCCCUCACGUCCAAGUGCGCGCUCAUCAACGAGGUCGCCAAGGGCAAGAUCAUGGCACGGAUCCUGAGCUCGUACGAGUAUGUGCAGGAGCGCUACGGACUGUCACACGUGGAGGUGACCGUGGACAACCAGUACCUUGGCCGCUCCGACAUGUUUCUCAUAUCGGAAGCGCUGCGAGAGCGUAUCCUGUACGAGGGCGAGGAGAUGCACCUCUGCGGUUUCCGCAUUCGCGUGCGCGAGAUGCUGCAGGCGGUGGUGAGCGCGCCGAACACGGCGCCAAGCAGCGCCGCCACCUCCCUUGCGCCUCCCGCGUUCUCCGCCUCCUUGCCGGGCGUGAGUGCGUCAUCGGCAACCACGACACCUGCUGGCGUAGCCUCUUCCGGUGGCACUACCGGCACUGCAGCUUCUGGCAUUGGCGCUCCGGGGAUCGCUGCAGCAUCAGCGGCGGGCGCCAUCGCGCACAUCCGCGUCGGCAACGGCAUUGUACUGCCCACCACCCGUAUCAACUUCCAGUCCCUGUCGCCGGUUCACUACGUCCUCCUCGAGCUGUCGCGUGAGAUGUGGGAGACGACGAUGGACGGCCGCAUAGCACUCACCUUGGCCAUCCGAAAGUUCCUCAGUGAGCUGCUGCUGAAGCAGCUGCCGAAGCACAAGGCCUCCCCGCUAAUCUGCGUUGUCUUCACAGGACGACUGCGCAAGGAGUUCCAGUUUAGCCGACACAGCGACGUCUUUCACCUGCUGGAGUUGCCGCGAGAUCUGCGCAGCAACGUCGACAUCGUGGAAGAGAUCCGCAUGCACUGCGAGGCGCUUGUGGAUCGUGUGCUGCGGGAGGUGCAGGACUCCGCUUGGCGGCAGCUAGAGGCUGAGGUACGGGCGUACCGGGAGGCCGCCGCGGCGUCCCACUCGCGCGCUGGCGGGGCCAAGGGUGCGGGGUGCAGGCUAGCAAACGACGGCGAUGACCUGGACACCGACCCGCACUUGCUUCGAGAGAGGGAGGGGAGCAUUGCCGCUGCUACGACCAGCGCCACCAGCCAGUUUCCGCCGGCGAGCGAGACUCUGAAGCGGGGCCGCGCCAGUGCAGCCUUUUCCGCCGCCACUGCUGCCGCUGACGCCACCUUUGACGCCUACGUGCGAUCGCGCCAGCAGUACAUCGAGAGCAUCACGGCGAAGCGCCUGUUUGUGCACGCGAAGCAGUCGAACACGCUCGAGGCACUCAGCAUCCUACUGGAGCGGUGCACUCAUGACUACAUUGACCGUAACCUCACGCUCUGCGGGCAUGCCGUGACCGUGGUGUCGGCCGGAAAGGGUUUCUACCAAGUCACGAACAAUCUGGUGCAGGUUGUGUGCGCUCGGCUGCACGACACAGGGCUGGAGAAGGUUCACGUCGUCUGCGUCGGCCGCCCUCCGCUGCACGUGACGCCGCUGCUCGAGUACACGUCCGACGACGACACGCUGCGGUCGCAGUACCAUCUGCACGGCUGUGCGCUGUCGGGUGCCAGCGUCGGCGCGCGGGGCAUGGGUGGUGGUGGCGCGCCGACGCCAUCAUUACGCUCAGGGGAGGCGGAGCGCUACUACGAGACGCCGGAGUGGAUGUUCGUCUUCUUCUUCCACGCUUCUCUUCAAUACAAAAGCGGCGGCGAGGCGGUCUUCGAGCUGCUGCCGAAGGAGUGCUGGCUGCGGGAGCACUCGGUGAUGGCGGCGCUCAAGACGCUGUGGCCGACGCCGCCAGAAUCGCAGCAACAAGUGCGGCAGCAGCAGUCCCGGGUGUACUCGGCGUCAACGCUAUUGUCUGGUGGUGGGGAGGGUGGCAGUGCCUCCGCCAGGGCGGUGGCGACGAGCGGCAUGAACAGGAGGGGCGGGGUCACUGCGGCGGCGGCGAUGAUGGGCUCGUGUGGAAGCCCCGGUGUCGCCGCUGGAGAGCUGUCCCUUCCGGGCGGAAAUCCACCUCUGCUCAUUCCCGGGCUGGGGCUGCGCUCUUACCCCGUGCCCGAGGUGACGCUCCCGGUGCAUCCUCACUCUUCCCAUCUACUGGUGUACGCCGAUGGCUGGGGCGCCGGCACACCGGAGUCACAGCACGUUGUCCUACCUGCUGGGGUGGCAGCUGGCCUUACCGUCGCUGCAGGCGGCAUUGGGGGUGGGCCUUCUCAGCCUCCUGUCCCCUUGCACUUGCCGCCUUUUAUCGCCGAACCUUUCAGCGCCUCGUGGACCGGCAGCAUGGUUGCCGAGCAUGCUCCGUCACCGACGUCGCCGAGCCAGCCGGCCACUGCUGCUCCGGCGCCGACGUUGUCCAAGGGCAGCAGCCCUCUGUUGGUGCGCACCACGACCACCAGCAGCAGCUUCUUCGCCUCCCCGACGGCCCCGUCGCAGGGGUCCAUGCCACGCUGGAUGACGGGGAGCGGCACACUGGCGGCGCAAGUCAUGGCUUGGCAACAGGCGCAGCUGCAGCAGGGACUGCAGCCGACGCUCUCCUCCUACGCACUCCCACACAGCUCAGCUGGAAGUGCGCUGCUGCCGCACGCGCGAUAUGCGCAGCCUAUCCAAGCACUCAACAGCAUGCCAUUUAUCGCGGCGGGGGCGCACGGCGGCGGCAUCUGGGGUAUCGAAGUCACCCCUACAUCGGCGGUAACGUGGAGCUCUGCUCCGCCGCGGCGCUCCCGCAUUGGGGUUGCCGGGGCAUCAGGUGCGGCAUAUCACCACCUUGCUGCACCCAAUGGAAACGGGGGCCAUCACACGACGAUGGUGGCGGUGGCGGGCUCUGCGUUCGGCGGCGGCCAAGUUCGCCACCCCAACAGCCUGCCUUCCUACUACGCCACCAGAGGUAAGCCAGCCCUGCACAUCAGCCGCUCCUUCGACUACAAGACGACCGCGAACCUCGAGCACCAUUCCUUUGGCGGCCCCGAGCACUCCUUGCGCAGCGUCGGCUCAUCUCUGCUGGGGCUGUAUGCUAACGCACCGCGCCUGCAAGCCCGCUCACUGCUGUGGCUCGACUGCAGCACCUCCAAGUCAAGCACAACCUCUAUCGUCACCUCCGUGGCAGCCGCCACCACCGCCGCAGGCACAGACCUCGGUGUCAGUUCCAGCAGUGCCGGCGGUGGGCUGCGGCCUGUGCAGCUGCGGCUUGAGGAUGGCCACAUAUACCGCGAUGUCAUGAGCGUGGCCGCCUCGUUCGCCUUCUGCGCCUGGUACUGCCUCCACGCGUCAAAGCCGCAUCAGGACUGCGGAGUCGGCUCGACGGCUGUGGCGGGCACCGGCGCGACGAACGCGCCCGUAUCACACGCCAUGGUUGCACGCCAGGGAGGCAGUGGUACCGCCGCCGCCGCUGCAAUGGCUGUUGCUGGCUGCUCCUCGCCGUUUAUGGCGGCAUCCAUGAGACGGAGGCUUCUUCAGCGCGAUGGGCAGCCGAGCGCUCUAGCGGAAGGCACCGCCGGUGCAGCUGCUGAGUGUAGCUACGGCGAUGCUUCUCUGCAGCUUUCGGUGAAGCGCUGGCAUAAGGCCCCGAGCGCCAUGCGCAACGACGCCGUCUUCUGCGGCCGCAACGUAGUGGACAGCGACUUGCGGAACGGGUAUCUGAUCCUGGAGAUUACCAUCAAUGCGGCGGUGCUGCCGCAGUCGUUCUGGUCGCCUCGGCUGCUUCUAGACGACAACUGCUGGGCCCACCUAAUGAGCUGCUUCACUGGCCGCGAUGACCGCCUCACGCUGGAUGAUGAGCUCGGGUUUGUCCCCGAGGACAGCACAGAUGACGACGCCCUCACUAUUGAUGGCAGCAGCACUGACGGACAGUCGUCGCUACUGAACGGCAACGGCGGCCGAAGAUGGCGUGAGGAGGAUGGUGGAGGCAACGUCACGUCAUCGGCAGCCGCGGCAGGGGGCAGAGAGAUGGGCGGUGGCACCCGAGGCGUCCCUGACAGCGGUGGCGCUGGUGAUGACUACCACUUCCAGUCCGACCUCCGCCCUGCCGAGGUGUUCUGUCGCUCCCACAGCGGCAUCACCCCCGAUGGACGGACGCUCAUCAUCCCCACGCACAGCAACGGCGUGUACUUCCAGUCCUCCGAGGAGAUCCUCCUGCGCUUCAGUCCGCAACUGUUUGUGUCGAUCCUGGGCGAGGGCGAUGAGGCGGGACUGGAGCAGGUUGGUCCCACGACGUCGACUGUGCCGGACCACCACGACACAGCUGCCGCGGAUGAUGAGGCGGCAGAGAGACAGUCAACAGUGAGCUGUGUCUCGCGUCAGGCGUCGCACAACGACGAAGGAGAGGCGCUCUCAGGCGGUGCCGCUGUUGAGCCGGCGGGACGGCCAGAUGUCUUCGAGGGCCUGGCGACGAAAGAGGAGGGGAGCUGCCCUUCACCAACUAGCAGCAGCGCCGCUGCAGCAACCACCGCCGGUGCCACGGAUGGUGUAGGUGAGGAAGGGCAAGUUCCGGUACCUCCGCACCCACCCGAUGCAGACGUGAUGCAGAGCAUAGUCGAAGGCGGCUGCAGAAACAGCGCUGACAGUGUGGCGAGAUCGCAUGCCAAGGCGGCGAAAGACAUAACCACGGCUGCGCCGCCGUCGUCGAACUCCGCUUCUGCGUCGGGCAGCGUGAACAUCGUCACCGGAGCGAUGGCGCCAGCGACGGAUGUGCCGUCGCUGCGGACCGCGGCGCCGGCGGCUGAGGACGCGAUGGCGUCAACUGAGUUGCUUCCUACACCAAAAGACGGCACCGCUCGCUCUACAAAGUCCGCAACACCGAGAUCCCGACCUCGGCCCCUGCGCCUGCGAGGAACAGCGACAGUCACCAACUCCCCAGCGCUAGCCGUAGGGGCGCCGCCUCCACUGCCCUUUCGCACGCACGCGCUGCCCUUGACAGGGGCCAGCCGGCAGGGAAGCAGCAGCAUCGCUGGACCGCCGUCGUCGUCGCCGACCCCGACAACCGCGACGCAUCCGGCCGGGCAGCACCCCGCGUACGGCACGUUUCACCACGACGAGGUGCCGCUGAUGCCUGGCACAACAGUGACCGUGGGUUUUGUGCAGCUGCGCAACAGUCUCCUCUUCGCGAUCAAGCCCAUCAACCCCCUUCGGCACGGUUCUGAGGAGGAGCAUCGCGAAGAUCUGACGGCGCUGUCGCAAUCGGCCGAGAGCGUGAGUACCGCAACGGUACUGCGCCGCCGCUGGCAGUGGAAGCACCCUGAUAUUGCCUCCGAGCCGCAGCACCUGGCGAGCUGGACGCGUCUGUGCACGUGUCGGCUGUUGCCCUUGUACGGUAGUAAGCCGGCCUACCCGCGUGAGAGCUUCUACACGGUGUCGCCCCACCAGUACACAGUGACGAGUCACGGCGGCAGUCACGCCGACCCGGCGGAGGACAAGCGACGGCUGCUGGAGUUUGUGCUGCAGCGCCUCCAGCAGCAGUAUCAGAUAGUCGUCGACAGCCCCGGCCUCGCCGCUGGCUCGCAGUGGCCGCGCGCCGACCCGUCGCCGAACGCGCGGCUGGAGAUGUCGCUCGGGCACCAGACGCAUACGCUCAAGGUGGGCGAGACGGCGAAGACGAUCUCGGUGACGCGCAUGCUGCACCGAGGCAUGUAUAGCAACGGGCAGGUGACGCACAUGCUGAGGUACCGCUACCUGCUGUGGAACUACCUGGCAGACGAGUUCACCACGCGUGAGGUGCACAUGGAGGCUCAGGUGGGCGAGCGCAGCGCUUUCCGGUGGGAGUCGCUAGAUGGUUGGCUGCAGGAGCGGCCGAAGGCGUUCAUCCCACGCGGGCCGGACCUCUGGCUGCGCUCACACGAGGUGGCCGUCGCGCUGCUUCCCGAGGAUGCGGCCCACCCUCCGUCGUACGAGGAGUUCUGCCGCUUUAUCACCUACAGGUUCUCCGUGCACCUGUCGGCGUACGGCAAGGUGGCGUGGAGGCCGCGCGAGAGCGGUGUGUCGCUCGACAUCUCGGAGCGGAUGCCCCUAAUUUUUCCCGCAACACCGCCGUUGAUGGAGGUGGCGCUCGUGCACGACAACCCGCUUACCCUCGACACACGCAACGUUGUCGACCGCGUCACCGGCCGCACCGUCGGCUUCGAGGUCCCCGUGCAGGAGCGGCUCACGAUCGUCGACAUCAGCCUGCCACAGGAGUACGACAGCCACUGUUGCUACUUCCUGAAGGUGUCUUGGGUGGCGUGCGCCGCCUGGAUCAUCGUCGACUGGAUGGGCUCCUUCAUCGCGAACGCCGCCCGCUUUCACUUCCACGCCGUCCCUGUGGGCUGCUACUACAACAGCCCCAAGGCGGAGCCCCUGACCGCGCACUAUGACGUCGAGGCGGCGUCGCCGGAUGAGGAGCCGGCGCUGCGUCGCGCGCUGGUGGAGCUACUCAUGACGCCAGCCUACCACUACUACCCGGACACGCCGGUGCUGACGCGCAACUGCCGCCUCGUGCACUUUAGCGGCCUGUGCUGCGUCAUUGUGCCCCCGAGCGCGACAACGGUGGCGCAGUGGUAUCAGAACGCGUUUGUACGGCAAGGCUCUGUGGAGCAGCUGGAGCUGCUGGCCCAGUUCAAGGAGGCGGUGGCCAAGGCGCGGCUGCGUGUAGCGGACGUAGCCGCUGGCCCCGCCUCUGCCGCGGGUGUGCCCCACCCGGCAACGGAGGAAGUGUGA